GAACCAAUUGGGGAUAGGUGGAUGAAUAAGGAAAGCUUGGUCUGAUUAGUCUAUACUAUAUGCCUUGCUAUUUCCCUUUUUCUGAGUUUCUCUCUGCACUUCUUGCUAGCUACCCUCUCUUUUGGGGUAUUUCUUUUCAUUCUCCAAAAACUCUUUAAUUUUCCUUCCCUUUUCUGUGCUAUUCUCUCCUCACUGGUCAAAAGGUUUGUGGGAUUUUGCUAAUUUGGUGCAAAUCUGAUUCCUUUGACAAAUCCCUCUUGAUCUCCUGGCUUAUUGAAAACUACUACAAUUCCGAGUUGCUUUUUUUCCCUAGUUGCUUUUCUGGGCCUUGAAAUCUUGCUUGGAGAAGGCUCAAUUUUGGUGGAAACCUCUACCACAAGAAAGCAUAGUUUUUUUGGGUUAAUCAUACUUGAGGUGUUUAGAGAUGGUGAGAGGAAAGACUCAGAUGAGGCGCAUAGAGAACGCCACAAGCAGGCAAGUCACCUUCUCAAAGCGGCGUAAUGGGUUGCUGAAGAAGGCCUUUGAACUUUCUGUUCUUUGUGAUGCUGAGGUUGCUCUCAUCAUUUUCUCUCCAAGAGGAAAGCUUUAUGAAUUUGCAAGCUCCAGCAUGCAGGACACAAUUGAACGCUACCGCAGGCAUAACAGGAGUGCUCAAACAGUGAACAGAUCUGAUGAACAAAAUAUGCAGCAUUUGAAGCAAGAAACAGCAAACUUGAUGAAGAAGAUUGAGCUUCUUGAGGCUUCAAAACGGAAGCUCUUGGGAGAAGGUUUGGGGUCAUGCUCCUUAGAAGAACUGCAACAGAUAGAACAACAAUUGGAAAGGAGUGUAAGCAAUGUUCGUGCAAGAAAGAAUCAAGUUUACAAGGAACAAAUUGAUCAACUAAAAGAGAAGGAAAGAGCCCUAUAUGCUGAAAAUGCUAGGCUGUGUGAGCAGUAUGGUAUCCAGCCACAGCCAGCAACAAAGGAUCCGAAAGAAAUUCAACCCUAUGCAGAAAGCAGUCCAAGUUCAGAAGUGGAGACUGAAUUGUUCAUUGGACUACCCAGGUCUAUCUAGUUGAAGAUAAUUUAAUCCUUGCCUAGUAUGAAAUAAGAAGCCCAACUGCAAUGUAUAAAUAUCACACGUUUCCUAAUACUUUGAGAUGAAUAAUAUUAUCGCUUAUAUUAUAUAAAGAACUUUCCAAUUUUAUGAUUA
Molecule: messenger RNA, 1192 nt
Organism: Glycine soja
Lineage: Eukaryota; Viridiplantae; Streptophyta; Magnoliopsida; Fabales; Fabaceae
Product: MADS-box protein SOC1-like
Exons: 9
Coding region: 425-1054 (209 amino acids)
Biological process (GO): positive regulation of transcription by RNA polymerase II
Cellular component (GO): nucleus
Molecular function (GO): protein dimerization activity; DNA-binding transcription factor activity, RNA polymerase II-specific; RNA polymerase II cis-regulatory region sequence-specific DNA binding
Source: RefSeq, a predicted model, not a curated record